AGUAAUCAAAACUAUCUCACAACUCAAGAAUCUGAAGAUGAUGGGAAUAAUGAACAUUCAAACGGCGAUGGAUCUGAUAGUUGCCUGUUUCUCUCUUAUGAUCGGAUUUGGAUUCUUUGCUCUCAUCGCCUCUGUCCUCUGCUCCGUCGCUUUCUUCCACCACGUCAAAGCCGCCACUCCCAUCUCCACCGGAACCGCCUUAACUUCUAGCCGGAGAUAAAUCCGUAAGAGACGUACGGUUCCUUUGUUUAUCCCUUGUUCAAUGGAUGAUGGAUCAUUUGUUUUAGAUAACUGUAAAUUUCGUUUUCAUCAAACUAGUUCAACUUGUACGACGAAUGUGUAGUGUUAAAAAAAGUUGUAAUCGAAAAUUAAUUAAUUAAUACAAAUAUAAAGUUACACGUCUAAUAAUGUAACAUUAGUUAACAAACAUAUAACUCUAUAAGCAUGGUAUAUAUGUAUAUAGUUGUAUACCACUUUUUUCUCUUA
Capsella rubella is the source of this 486-nucleotide messenger RNA. RefSeq lists its product as uncharacterized. The record is from RefSeq and is a predicted model, not a curated record. Lineage: Eukaryota; Viridiplantae; Streptophyta; Magnoliopsida; Brassicales; Brassicaceae.